This is a messenger RNA of Oncorhynchus nerka (sockeye salmon), 4264 nucleotides long. Its product is annotated as desumoylating isopeptidase 1-like. Gene Ontology annotation, molecular function: peptidase activity. The record is from RefSeq and is a predicted model, not a curated record. The transcript has 6 exons. Gene Ontology annotation, biological process: protein modification by small protein removal. Bases 389 to 898 code for a protein of 169 amino acids. Lineage: Eukaryota; Metazoa; Chordata; Actinopteri; Salmoniformes; Salmonidae.
CCUUGUUGUCGAAAAUAUCAAGAACAAAGUCAAUAUUCCUCUCAUGCCACCUCCGUCACUCGGUCGCGUCAUGCCAUUGUUUUGAAUGUUCUCAAGCCGCCCUCUAUCGGCGGCGCCAUAGUGGUAGUAAACGACAGGGACAGAAACAUCUGAUUAGCUUGCUAGCUGUUAGGUGAUGUCUUACUAUGGUCGUGAAUUUGUCUUAAUUAUUAGAUAGUUGUAAUUCAGCUGCCUUUUUAUUUUGCCCAACAUACGCCAUUUCGGGACGAUUUGUGUUUUGCCAUUUUAGGCCAAGCGGAACCAGAAGGAGCCAACGUUACUGUAGCCAGCUCGUAAACAUUGGAGACAAAACAACACAAAAAAACCUGAUUUAACAUCGAGCUGAAUAAUGGAUCAAAAGUACACCUUGUAUCCUGUUAAACUGUACGUUUACGACCUGUCUAACGGAAUGGCUCGCCAGCUGAGCCCCCUCAUGCUAGGGAAACAGCUUGAUGGAAUAUGGCACACUGCUAUUGUUGUCCAUGGAGAGGAGUUCUUCUAUGGGGGAGAGGGCAUCGCAAACUGCCCACCUGGUGGGACGUCCCUGGGAGAACCCAACUCCAUAAUAGACCUGGGCAUCACAGAAGUGACUGAGGAAAUCUUUAUGGAGUACCUGUCUUCACUGGGAGAGUCCACGUACAGGGGGAAUCAGUACCAUCUGUUUGAGUGGAACUGUAACACGUUCAGUAACGAAGUGGCCCAGUUCCUCACCGGCAGCAAGAUCCCUGCCCACAUCACAGACCUGCCGGCUGAAGUGCUGUCCACACCUUUCGGCCAGGCACUACGCCCGCUUCUGGACUCCAUCAAUAUUGCACCUCAGGGGGGCAACACCUUCAAUGGACAUUAUGGCCAGAGAUAGACCGAUAACACAGGUGCACAGAGUAAUAUAUUAAACGAUCAGUCAGUCUGUGUGGGGGGGGUGGGAGAUCUGCAGCUCUGGACCUUUGUAAGUCCCUUACUGAUGUACAGUAGUCAGUCAGUGGGCCAGGCAGCAACCUAACCCAACCUGACCUCUUUAAUACCUUAAAGGCCCAGUGCAGUCAAAAAAGUGAUUUUCCUGUUUGUUUUUUUAAUAUAUAUAUAUUUUCCACACUAUGAGAUGUCAAUAAUACAGUGAAAUUGUGAAAAUUAUAAUGCUCUUUUAGUGUAGGAGCUGUUUGAAAAGACGGCUGGAAAUUUCAGCAUAUUUUGGUGGGAUGGCGUUUUGGCCUUUCAUGUUGACAUCACCACGUGGUAAAUUAGUUAAUAGACCAAUAAGAAAGAGUUCCAAAACUCUCUGCCAAUAUCAGCACAUUUUCAGUUUUCCCCUCCCCACUCAGACCACUCCCAGACAGUCCUAGCAAAAUUAUUUAUUGAGAAAUUCUCUUUGCUAAGAAAUUCUCUUUACUAUUUCUUGACUCAUUUAAAAUAAUCACACUAAGGUACUUAAUUGUUCCCCAGAAAUGAUUUGAUAUUGAGAUAAAAACAUCUGCAUCUGACCUUUUACCCCAGACCAGCCUGACACUCCCCAGACUUAACAUGAUCCUACCUAACUUACCCCUUUUCCACUAUAAACUUAAGUAAGUGUAUGAUAAGAUAGAUAUUUCUUCUACUCUCCAUAGGAGCCCAUGAUCAGCUGAAUGUAAAACUAAGGAGCUGCAAGGUUUCUAUCUAGAGCCAGAGCUGCAGCUCUUUCCUGCACAGGGGUGGGUAAGGGUGUCCUUUUACCUUCCUGUUAUAAGUAAUUAAGUAAGCUAUUUUAGUGUUUUCAUUGUUCUUUUUUAAUUACCAUGACAUGACUGCAUUGACACUCCAGAGAGGUAGAGAGAAGGGAUAGAGAAGAUGAAAAGAGAAACAAACCACGUUUGAGAUUUUAGCUGGAGACGUGAUAAAAAUUCUGACUUGCACUUGUCUUGAUAUUGUGAACUUGCGUAUUCACUUAUCUUCGUAUCAACUUCCAACUGUCUGGUGUCAAGGUUUAUCCCUUGAAAACAUUGUUACACAAAAGCACACACACACACUCAAGAUCAUCAAGCUAUGACCUCGUGUGACCUGUACAGACGUGCUCAAAUUUGUUGGUACCCCUCCACAAAUGCACAAUUUUCUCUGAAAUAACUUAACUGACAAAAGUAAUUGGCAUCCACUGUUGCUUAUUCCAUAUUUAAUAGAAAUCAGACUUUGCUUUAGAUUUUUUAUUAAACAUAAUAUUUUAAAUAAUAAAACAAAUGAAAAUAGCAUGGACAAAAAUGAUGGGACCCUUAACCUAAUAUUUUGUUGCACAACCUUUAGAGGCAAUCACUGCAAUCAAAUGUUUUCUGUAGCUCUCAAUGAGACUUCUGCACCUGUUAACAGGUAGUUUGGCCCAUUCUUCCUGAGCCAACUGCUCCAGCUGUCUCAGGUUUGAUGGGUGCCUUCUCCAGACUGUAAGUCUCAGCUCUUUCCAUAGUUGUUCGAUAGGAUUCCGAUCAGGACUCAUAGAAGAUCACUUCAGAAUAGUCCAAUGUUUUGUUCUUAUCCAUUCUUAGGUGCGUUUAGCUGUGUGUUUUGGGUCAUUAUCCUGUUGGAGGACCUAUGACCUGCAACUGAGACAGAGCUUUCUGACACUGGGCAGUAUGUUUCGCUCCAGAAUGCCUUGAUAGUCUUGAUUUCAUUGUGCCCUGCACAGAUUCAAGGCACCCUGUGCCAGGCGCAGCAAAGCAGCCCCAAAACAGAACCGAGCCUCCUCCAUGUUUCGCUGUAGGUAUGUCGUUCUUUUCUUUGAAAGCUUCAUGUUUUCGUCUGUGAACAUAGAGCUGAUGUGACUUGGCAAAAAGCUCCAGUUUUGGAGGACAUUCUCUCAGGAUUGUGGCUUGUCAUUAUACAUUUUAGAAAAUUCCAGUCUGGCGUUUUUUGUGUUUUUCUUUCAAAAGUGGAGUCCUCCUGGGUCUACUUCCAUGGAGCCCAUUUUCUCUCAAAAAGCGACGGAUGGUGCGAUCAGAAACUGACGUACCGUCACCUUGGAGUUCAGCUUGUAUCUCUUUGGCAGUUAUUCUUGGUUCUUUUUCUACCAUUCGCACUCUCCUUCUGUUCAAUCUGGGGUCGAUUGUCCUCUUCUGGACGCGCCCAGUGAGGUUGGCUACAGAUCCAUGGACCUUAAACUUAAUAAAAUUUGCGACUGUUGUCACAGGAACAUCAAGCUGCUUGGAGAUGGUCUUGUAGCCUUGACCUUUACCAUGCUUGUCUAUUAUUUUCUUUCUGAUCUCAUCAGACAAAUCUCUCCUUUGCUUUACUCUGGUCCAUGUUCAGUGUGGUGACCACAAUGAUACCAAACAGCACAGUGACCACUUUACUCUGGUCCAUGUUCAGUGUGGUGACCACAAUGAUACCAAACAGCACAGUGACUACUUUUCUCCAUUUAAAUAGGCUGGACGACUGCUUACAAGAUUGGAGAUACUAAUUAAAGAAACAAAUUACUUUGAAAUAUCACUAUAAUGAAAUGAUUUAUUCUAUUUUCUAAGGGGUACCAACAUGUGUCCAGGCCAUUUUAGAAUAUCUUUGUAGAAUAAGCAAUAAUUAAUCUCUUUUCACAGCUUCUUUGCUUUAUUCUAUGACAUACCAACGGCAUGCAAGUAUACCGCUUUUAAUUUACUCACUUUUCAUGAGGAAUGAAGCAUUAUUUCAAUGAGCUGUAAGGGCACCAACAAAUUUGAGCACGUCUGUAUGUAGGAUUUUACAGUAAUACACUGAACAACUGCAUCUUUCCAGAAUUGGUAUACUUAUACCUUUCAAAUUAGCAGGAAUGCACCAUAUCUAGGCAUUUUCAAAGAUUGGAAUGUUGUUGAGUCUCUGUACUGUUUUCCUGCAAUCAGUGUGCAGCCUAAUGUUGUUCCAGCAUAGGAAAUCACUCUCCAUAUUGAGAGUUAUGCCAACCGCCAUUCACUUUUUUCCUGAUAUCAAGUGUCUGUGAUUUUGAUGCCAUUAUUUGUUUGUUUUGAUCUGUUUAUUUAUUGUAAUAUUAUAUACACAAGACUGUCUUUGUAAGUUACAUACUUUAAUUUAUUACCUAAUGUCAUUAUGAGCAUACAUAUCGUUAUUAUUAUUGUAUUAUCAAGAUUUAAUAUAUUCGGUAAUUCACAUUUAGUAUUAAGUCAAAGUUGUGAUACCCCCAAAAUGUCCAUCCUUACUCUGUCCACUAUUGUGAUGUAAAGAUCCUGUUUAUAUUUAACGAAACUCUUGCCUCUGCUUGAUAAAGACAACUUUUCUCUAA